AUGCAAACAGGCGUCGAAUUCGAAAUCGAACCGAUCUCUGGCCGAGAAGCUGCUCAAAAAAAUUUUUUUCGUCACUCUUCCUGAAAAAAAGCCGCAAAGUACUCAAAUCGGAGAGUUUCACUGAAUGAACGGUUUUCGAUAAUAGGCUUGUUUUUUAUUUCUUAAAGUCAGAUUCAAUUAGGAAUUUUUAUUUUCAGAAAGAGGAUAUGUUUUAACGCCGUCGUCCAUGCCUGACCGUCAAGCUCCAAUUGUCAAAGUGCUACCGACCGAAAAGCAAACCAAAGAAUCAAGUGAAAUAUUUAUGAGAAAUGUGCGUUUGGAUUCUUCUCAAUCAACAAUAUUUUCAAUUGUAUAAGUGCUCUUGAUAUUCAUCUUCUUACUUUUAGCAACUCGAGGAAACAGCACGAUAUGAGGCGCGACAAGAAAAAAUUAAUUCGGUAUGUUUUUAUUUUUUUUUUUCAAAUUUAUUAUGAUCCCGUUAUGAGAACUUGUUGACGUGAUUUUUUCAGGGCGAAAACAACAAAGAGAAUGUUACUCCAUGAAGUUUUCAGUAUAAAUUGUGUUUCAUUAAUUGUUCAUUUUGCCGAAAUCGAAACAACUUUCAUGAAAUGUAAAUUAGCACGUCUUUUACUGAUAAAUAAUUUGUUUCAAAUCGUUUUCAGCGUGAUUUGAAUAUAAAAUAUUGGAUGGGUUGGUCAUUUCUUGAUUGUGAAGCGGCAGGGAGUUUUUUUGGUUAGUUUUAUGCCGUGUUCAAAGUAAUUUCGGCGAUUUUAAAAUUGACGCGUUAUCCGUUUAAAAUAAUUUCGGGAAAUAGGAAAAAUAGGAAUUCCGAGAGGGCGCAGAAAAAAUGAACCCUACAAUGAUAUAUCGCAAGAUAUGCAUUUUCUUGAAAUCAUUUUUAACGAAUAAAGAGUCAAUUAUGAACUUGCCGAAAUUACUUUGAAAACAACAAUUUUAUUCAACCAUCUUUAGUUUUCAAAAAAUGCUGGAGAGUUUCUAGGCUUUUUCUAUCGAAGAAGUUAUGACAGUACUGGAAGUGGUACUUUCUGUAAUUUUGGCGAUUGCCCUGCUUCUUCUCAUCCUUCUUUCAUUUUUGUUGCGAGCUGCGCUGAAGUGAGAUUUUUUUAAUCGAUUUUUAUUGAGGUUUUUCGGAGAAUCUAAUUUUUGAUAACUGUUAACUGAAUUAUUAAGGGAAAAAGAAUCCAAUAAUUAAAAGGUUUGAAAAAGAAUUUGAAAACGGUUCUUUGAUUUUAAUGAAGUUUUACCUACUUUACAAUCUCUAGGUAAGAUUUUCGAUCGUAUUUUGUUUCUAAUUUCAAAAGGCGUUGCACUGGAGCAAUAAAAUAUUCGGAGUUGUUCUCAUCAAUUUUAGAUCUCGAAACGGGGAAAGGCAAAAUUCUAGGAAGAACAGUACUACUGAGCUUGUUUCUGCAACCUCUCCAGUCCCUCAGAAUGACAACAGGUUUUUGUGCUGAAGCAUUUUUGUAACGAUUUUUGAUUCUUUCGAAACAGAUCGUUUUUUUAAGAUCGGAUCGUGAAGAGUAUCAGAAGAAAAAAUUAAACGAGAAUGUGGAAGCUGGUCAUGUUAAAAGAUCCAAGGAACCAGGCAAUUUUACCGCGAAAAGAUCGAAAGAAACGAACAAAGAUCAUGCGCCUCGAUCCGAAUUAGACAACGUUUUUUUUUUCAUUUUCACGUCCUAUUAUUAGUCCUAGAAAACUUCUUUUUCAUUUAUAGCUUUUUCAAAAAAGAUAAUAAAAAAAUAAAUAAACACUAUCGAUUAGCAGAACACGGGGCCACCGCCUAUAGAAAGAAGCUUACGCCAGGUUGAGCAUUUUUUUCGAGCAAUGUUGCGAGAAUUGUCAUUGGCAGAUUUUGUCGGAGCCCGUGAGCCGACACGAAUUCGAAAAAUACAUGACGUCGGUGGUCAAGUUUGUGAAUGAUUAUUUUGACGACUCUCACACUCAUUCGGUGAUUCCUGGCGAGUUUCUCGAGAAAUUCAGAGACAUCAAGGAAAACUUCCAGACACGGAUGUGAAGACGAAAAGUGACCUUUGCCGAAAAAUGAACACGCAAUUCUCCAAUAAACCUGCGUCGUGUGAGAAAAUUAUCGAGGACGUCAAGAAAAUCAUCCUGCCAAAUGUAAACUUCUUCUGUCUUUCUCGGGGUUUCAGAACUUUUUUGAGUCUUCAACGAGAGGUCAAGUUUGAAAAUAUAAGUUCUUCAAAAGUUCAAUGAUAUCUUCUUUUUCUUCUUACGACCUUUUACUGCUUGAGCGGCGUCGGUGCCCCAAGUCGAUGAGAGAAGGUCCUAUCCGGAUAUAAACCGUGAACUGGCUAUAGUGAAAUAUCCGUCUUUGGGUGUGAUGGCUGUGGUUUGGGAAGCCGUGGUUUCCCACUACCAAAAUUUCUCAAACCACUUCCAAUAUUAUUUCUGGAUUUGUUUACUGCUAACGGCACGUCUGUUCAAGGCGGCCGGUCGUAAUACGGUAGUCCGGAUAGAUUUUUCAGUAAUAAAAUUAAAAACAUAUCUAUAAAAAUGAUUUUGUUUCCUAGGUCUUAACUUAGUUCAAUCUCAAUAUGUGACUUUUAAAGGCAUAGGGGCAGUAAACAAUGGGGUUUCGAUGAAAGCAAUAUCUUAUAUAGUUUUUCUUUGCGAAUCGAAUCGUGUACUCAAAAAAAUUAAAGAUGUGAAAACUUUAGAAGAAAAACGCGAUUUUACUUUCGCGCUUUUAUUUUUGAAAAAAGCUUUGGAUCCGUGCUCAGACAACUGAUUACAGUAGCCGUACACGCGAUGUUGCGGACGCCUCAUUAGACUCGCAUUUUGUGAGAAAUAACCGGAUAUCUGCUUCAAAUUAAAGGUUUCUUCUCUGAAAAAACAUUUAAUCAAACAAAAAACACACAUUGAUAAUAAAGAAAACACAAAAUAUCGCUAUCCCAAUCGAAACCUGUGUAAAAUCAUCAUUUUUCACCGAAGAAGCAUUUUUGCGAUCAAAGUUUGCAAAUUAUACAUGAAUAGAAAGCUUUUGUGACGAAAAGAACUUUGGUGACAACAGAAAAAAUUGAAAUUUGAAAGAAACGAAGAAAAAAGCGAAAAUCCGGAAGAUGGCGAAGCCUGUUGUCCAUAGAGCAACUUUACUACAAAGCGCCCUUUUCGCGGGAACUCAAGAUUUCAUUUCUCCGACUUUGAAUUAUUUUUUCUCCGAAACUAAGAAAUUCGGUACGUUUUCAAGUUUACCGUUCGAUUCGCAAUGAAAAGCUCUACAAAGUACUGCUUUGAACUGAAACACCGUUUUUUACUGCCCCUAUGCCUUUAAGAGUGGAAAAUAAUAGCAAGUUUACAUUAAAAAUGGCUUCUUUUAUGAGUAAAUCCUCUAUUAUUCUCAUUUUCGAUGUGCCAUGCUCAACAUCCACGAUAUCACGCAAGUUUUUCUGGCAGAUCUCUCGCCGACAUUCUUGCCAACACGAUCGCUUCUGCUCUGGGUUGUGAUUUGGUGCUCUCUUCCUUUUCCUACCUCAUUAAAAAAAAAUUUUUUUGUCUAGAAAUCUUCCGUGCUGUUCGAAGGUUUGGAAAGCAUUCUCUGUGCCUGGCUUAGCUCGGCCUUUGGUCUACCGAGCCAGUAUACACCAAUCAAUAAGCCGGUUAUUAUGGUUUUGAAAAUUUAUGUACUCGAUUUUUUCAGAAUAUAAUCGAAGAAAAGUUUGUCGGGUUCACGUUUUACACGACGAUGGACGUCUAUUUGUCCCUGAUUCAACAUUCACGACACGUCGCUGACGUUUCUUUUUCCUCGAUAAUGACUUUUUGAAGCGAAGAGUUUUCACCGCCAGAUUGAGAAAAUAAUGACUUUUUAUACUGCUAAACUUUUUAAGUAGUUUUGCUGAUCUCGCGUUAGGCGGAGAUCGAACUGUAAUAAGUAAAAUCUUAUACAUUUUUUACAAAGAGACUGAACGAGAAACCUCUUCAAAUUUAGCUUAUAAGUGGCUAAACAAAAGGUCAUCUGAUUUGUUCGAUAGAUAUAUUUUGGCGACUCCUUUAUCAGUGAAAUUAGGAGAUUUCCAGAAGACUAAUUCGCACUCAGCUCGGGAAGUUCGCUUAUCAAUGGACUACGUUGUAUAUUGUGGAGAAGACGUUAAUUUCGAGCGUUUCUAAAAAAUAUUUUCGAAAAUUUAGGCACAGUUGCCUUUAGAAGAAGCCUGUAGACUGGCGCGGGUGAAGCUGCGACGAGUUCGCAAGUCUCCUUUGAGCAAAGUCGAAGGAUUGACUGGCGCUGAAGUGGCGAAACAGAUCGAGAAGGUCAGAAGAGCUGGACAUUUGUUUUUUCUAAAUAUUUUCCAUGAACUUCGGAAAUGCUCAAUUUUCAGUUUUCUGUGUGAAUUUAAAAAAUAAUACGGAUUUUUGAAAUUUGGUAUUUCUAGGACUGUCUAGUUCAUCAACGCAACUUUCGAUUACCUUUCAACAAAUUUUUAACGCGUCUACUAGUAAGACCACAUCACUUGUCAAAGAUUUUGAGCAAUACGUUUUUCGAAUACUUGUCGAAUUUUCCAGACGAGUUGAAGUUUUAGGAUCGUUCCCGAAAAUUGCAUCCUCUUUUGAUAGUCGCGACUUACGGAUCAGCCAACAUUGGCGCUACGGACAGCCUCUCAGAACUGAUCUCGUUGGCAGAGAAGUUGGUUUUCUCGGUCUCCCUCAUGUUAUGUGAAAACUUGUGCAGAUACAGGAUCAAAAUCCAUCUAGACGCGACCUACGCCGGUUGUCAAUGGGUCGAGCCACAGUAUCGCAACGCCAUUCAGUUUGAUUCUCCUGGGUUGCUGUACUUUUUAUGAUAUUCUUCCAGCUCUUCGUUGGCUUCCGUCCACUCAUUCCACGUUUCCCUCUUUACACUCUUUCCUUAUUCGGGCAGACUCACGAUCAUGUGGGCCAUCGAUGGGUUCAGCUUCGAAACCAGUGAGAAUACAUACUAGAAAAGAACCCACAACAAAGAAAAUUAAGUGAGCCAAAACGACAAUGCCCAUCAGAUGUCGGAAAAUGUUCUGCGACUUUGGCUUUUGUUGCGUUUUUACGGACUCGACUCGCUGAGAGCGACCGUCCGAAAGGUCUUUAUUUUGUUAUUUUUCUUUUGGCUCCGGUUUUUGAAUGAGAGUGGACAAAUAUAAUAGAGGUCCUGAAACUAGAAGUUUUUGGCGUUUUUCGAGACCCUUGUAAGACUUCGCGCUAAAAAAAUUUAGUGAUAAAUUUUGAACAGAUAUUCAAGUUUCCGAUUUCAGAAGGUUAAUCUUGGAAAGUAUUUCUCUGACCGGCUUGAGGUGCAUGAAAAAAUUUUCAAAGUUCUUUAUCACAACGAUCAUGGCAUCGUUCUGUUCCAAUACAUCAAGGUAGGAUCGCGAGAGACCUGAAGAUGAAUGAAUUUUGAAAAUGUCAGAAACAUGAAGAAACAAUGAACGAGGACGUGAACACGAUGACGUCCAAGUUCUUCAACUACGUCAACAGCACCUCGCAGAUGAAGCUCACUUUGUUGAAGGUGAAGACUUCUGGAAGUUUUUCGAAAAGCUAGACUUUUAGUAUCACGAGCUGGUGCUCAUUCGUGGCUGUGUCAACUACGAACGAAGCAACGCUUCGAUGGUCGACGAGUCCGUCUCGACGAUCCUCAACCUUGCCGAGGAGUUUGAGGAGAAGCUCAGUGAGUUUGGAGGGUUUGUGAAAAAUGAAAUCAUCCAGAAUGUCUCUAGAAGCCAAAAAAGUCUCCUUAUUUUUUUUCGAAAAAAGUUUAGGCUUUUGUUUUGAAUUCUUUCAAUAGCGGUUUAGAAUUCACAAAUAAGCAUCAAUAAAAAUAUUAAUAUGUUUUUUCCGGUUAGCGGGAAAUUCAAGGAUCUUCAUGUGCGCUUCAUUGAUAUAAUUUUAACACUGUGGAAUCUUUUUUUCCAAAAGAUUCAAGGACAUUUAGCCCUCCGUGACCAUUUUAUAAAAAAAUGCAUGAAAAUUCCUUUUUCGAAAAAAAUUAACAAAAAAACUGUCUUUCACCAAAUCUCGAAAAAAAUCCAUAACACUUUGAAGAAAGAUGUAGAAGUUGAAUUUGAGAAUUUUCACGCCGUAUCCAUGGUGCGCACAUGCCAACUCGGACACAUCCUUAUUUUUUUUUCUUGGAUUUUUUCCCAUUUCUUAAAAAAAGAAUAAAAAACUCUUUCUGCAGAAAAGAGACCGUUGGAGUGUCUUUCUUCGCCGACGUGGUAUCUGACUCCUUUGAUCGGCGGCUCUCCCAACGAAACCACCGACAAAACUCAGCCUUCCAACUUGUGA
This is a messenger RNA of Caenorhabditis auriculariae, 6291 nucleotides long. The record is from the annotation of a GenBank genome assembly. Lineage: Eukaryota; Metazoa; Nematoda; Chromadorea; Rhabditida; Rhabditidae.